AUGUCGGAAGAAUUCAUCCAUGUCUCCACCCUGGGACCUGGACACCCAUGGACACAUUUGAGCAGCUUUGGCUGCUAUGUUGACGACCUCUGCGGAAAACCCCUUACAGAAUCCAAAGCCUCAGGAGAGCACAUUUCGGCCCGACAUGAAGAGAUUCAGGGCGGCCCGAGCGGUUUGUCUCCCAUCUUUCCUUCUAGCGAAGACCUAUGUGACUCAUGCCGCCAGCGCAAGACAAGAUGUGACGCUCGGGAUCCCUGCGGGCCCUGUACAAGUAUGAAUCAAACAUGCCUGUACGGGACAGAUGCCAUCUCAAGAGGGAAAAGUGAACUGAUCUUGGAUACGGUUUUGCGGAUGGAAGCUUCCAUUGCAGAGCUCAGGAGCAUGGUCGCUAUGGGAUCUGGUUCCAAUGUUAAAGAUAGCAUCCAGGCAAAUACAACGUCCCCAGUUUCGACGAUCACCCCGAGGUCUCAAGAUGCGCGCCAUCAUGCAAGCGGGUGCACAAUCAGGGACCCAACCGAAAGUGCCGUUCUGUCGUCAGGGCAUCUUUCCUCCGCAGAGUCUCUUCUCAAGUGGUCAGUUUUCCUUGAUCACCCUUUGAUACUGAGAGAGACAGAAACUUCGUUCUUGUCACUCGAAUAUGGACGAGAAUCCUUUCAAAGCAAGGUCUAUGGGAUAUUUCCGACGCUGGGUUUGUCUCAGAUCAAAAAGACUGUCGGUAUCUUCCAACAAACGUAUAAUUUCUGGUUUCCGACGAUGAGCUUCAACGAUUUGAAGUCUUUGAAAAUGAGGAUAUAUCAAGAGAACCUAGAGCCCAACUGCCAUUCAUGUCUGGCUCUAUUGGUCAUGGCUUUAGGAAUAUUCUGGUCGUGCUUUGUACUGGAAAGCAACUACAUCUCCGAGUUACCGACCCUUCCACAGAACUGCAACGCCGAAAUCGAAUCAAUCAUAUCCCUCCCAGGGAAAUUUCACUCUCAUGAAACAAUCGAAGAUGAGGAAAAGUCCACUUUCUACUUCCUUGCAUCCAUAGCACUACGUCGUCUCCUCAAUAGAGCCCACUACAUGCUUUAUGACCGCGAUAUUGGCCUCCAAAUCGAUUCCAACACGUUCUCUUCUGUGAAUCAAGAGCUGGCACGACAACUUCAAGACUGGUAUCAAACUUUACCUUCCAGUCUGCAGUUUCCCGACGAUGGAAAGCCUGCCAUUGACCCCCACAGCGAGUACCUACGACAGUGGUAUCUCAGCUGUCGGAGUGUCAUAUAUAGACCCUUCCUGGAAUGGGCGCUUGCCAAUCCAUCAUGGAACCUCCAUCGCAACCCACGUGUGUUGGAUGGCUGUCGGGUUGCGCUCGAUACAUGUCUUUUCAAAUUGAGAGACUUAAAGCAAGUGCCUUAUACUGUUAUGGUUGAUACAUGGCCCUGUUCCCUUUCACUUGCCACGGCGAUGUUGACUCUUAUGGGUGGAUUUUGUCACCCACAGUUGACAAUGCAGCUUCGGCAUAUCACCUUGUUGGAGCUGGGGCCUCAUCUAGAGCAGCUUCUACAACGAUGGAUGAAUAUACACGGGUCCAGCGUAUCUCCUGGUAUCGAGAAGGCGCUGCGAUUGACAAUGAAAGCCCACGAGUUCUUUCAAAGCAAAGGUGCAGACUUUUGUCCUUCUCCGGAACGAGAAGAAUGUCCCUCUCCGUAUGCCUUGAGAAUGUCUCAUGGAUAG
Messenger RNA from Penicillium nucicola, 1710 nucleotides. RefSeq names its product Zn(II)2Cys6 transcription factor. Lineage: Eukaryota; Fungi; Ascomycota; Eurotiomycetes; Eurotiales; Aspergillaceae. Gene Ontology annotation, molecular function: zinc ion binding; DNA-binding transcription factor activity, RNA polymerase II-specific. Bases 1 to 1710 code for a protein of 569 amino acids. Gene Ontology annotation, biological process: regulation of DNA-templated transcription. The record is from RefSeq and is a predicted model, not a curated record. The transcript is spliced from 8 exons.